CAGACGCGUUUGGGCUCCUCACGUUCAGACCCCGAAGUGCAAUCAGGAAAGAAAAAUGGAUUGGCCACCACCGCCCAUCGGCCGACAUGCGUCGACGAGUACGGGGGGAUCCAAAAAGCAGGAUUCGGAACUUGCAUUCGAUGAUGCCGAUCUGGAUGAUUUGCUAUUAAGUAGCAGUGAUGACGAAAAGAAUGUCAAGUCGAAAGAAGCAGAGAAGCCGAAAUCAGCACCGACCCCAAUCCCCACCGUCCGCCCGACUACUGCCGCAUCAGGCGCAAAAUCUACCUUCGCGACACCAGCCCCGGCAACUCGUCAGUUUCAAGCGCCACCUACGCCGGCAUCCGCCGAAAAGCCUGCUCCUGCAAUCUUGCCACCCACACCCGUUGCAGCGUCCGCACAUGGGAAAAACAAUGUAGAUGAUAUCUUGAAAGGGUUAGAAGACUUGGAUGACUUAGAUGGUGGACUCUUUGGAGGGAUUGGUGCUGGCACCAAGAAAGGAGCGGCGGCAGCGGGACCUGCCUCUAUCCAAAACAGUCCGGCGAAGCCCAGUCCCACAAUACCUACCGCGGCAACAAGCACUACCCCCGCUGUACUACCCUCAACACUGCCAAAGACUUUGGCAGCCCCAAAACCAUUUGCUUCAUCAGCUCCAAACACACCAGUGACAUCCGCAAAGCCCCUCAUGCCCUGGGAAAAGCGGGUGACGGAAGACACCAUGCCGUCCCCAGACAAACCGUCGCCGAGCUUAGCGGGACGCGAUAGAUCUGCAAGUAUGGGCUCCUCGCAGACGAGCGCGGGACCAAAUAUUGCCCGUGCACAGAAGCCACUGAUGCCGUGGGAGAAACGGACGGAUACUGUUCCGAGUGCUUCGAGUGCUCCCAGUGUUCCAGCGCCAGUAGCUGAUACGGCAGCGUUAAGAACCGCCGCGGAUGAUACGUCGCUGUUCAUGGGAUCGUCCACCCGGACUCGGAAUAGAAGUCCAUCAGCCAAAUCCAACACAACUCAAUUCACAUCAGAGGCAGACGAUGAUGAUGAUAUCCUCGGCUUGUUGAGCUUCGAUGGGCCAAGUAAGAAUGCCGGACGGCCGAGGUCCAGGACCACAUCUGCCAUCCCAGCUGCUGGGGGACUGUUUGGAAGUGCACCGCUCGGUCAGAGUGAUGCCAAACCCGCCUUAGCGUCGCCAGCACGCCCUUUCACAGCACCCGCAUCAAGCCCCGCACCUUUCUCAUCAUCAACGCCCUUCACACCCACACCUAUGACCGCCGCGCCCGCCACCACCACCACAGCCAACCCGUUCCUCUUCCCUCCCACAACCACAAAACCAGCCGCAACACCCGCGCCAGGGUCACCAGCGAAGAGCUUCCUCCCUUCAAGCGCAAGCGUAUCGACCAUGGGCACGUUGCGGACGUUGGAGCUGCCGCGGACGUCGGCGAAGGAGGAUGAUGAGUUUGUGCCGUCAUUUUUGUUUGAGACCUCGGGGAGGGCAAGGGGUGGACGGCCACGGAUGGCGGAAGCAACUCCUGGCAUCGAGCCUCCAGCUUUGAAGCAUACGCCGAUAAUCAGCUUGCCAUUUUUGGAUAGCAAGCCCAAAAUGACGCCGAAACCGGAGCCCGUGAAAGCAGCAGUGCCGGUAUCCCUUCCGCCCGCCGCUGCAGAGCCUGCAAAGCCGACAGAGAAAGCGAAAGGGGCGACCACAACACUUCCUAGUGCUUAUGUGACGAAAGCCGAUGGCCAGAAGCAACGGCAGCAACAACAACAACAAACAAAAACCAUCCUAUCCCUCCCAGCCGGCGACCCCAUCGCAACCAAGCCCCGCGACACCACCAACCCGUCCCCCACGUCCAACGACGAAGACGGCGAAGACGACGAAAGCGACCUGCAAGAUAUCGGGUUAAGCGAUCUCGAACUGUCCCCGAGUUCCGGCGAUGAGGAGGACAAUCCGCUGCCGAAGCGGCGACGGCGUUCGAGCGUGAGUUCCGUUAGGUCGAGUCGGAGGAGUUCGGUUCGAGGCAGUCGGAGGGGGUCGAAGGCGGUGCUCGUCGACACUGCACAGGUUAAAGAACUGCAACAGAAACUGGAAACGGCUGAGAAAGACGAAAAGGAGAUGCAGGAUUUCGUGGAGACAUUGAAGAAAGAGAAAGCAGAAUUGAAGGCAGAUUUGGACAAGGUGAAGAAGAACGUGCAGGAAGUGGAACAGAAAGCGAAGAAGAUCGAGGAGGAUUCGGCCGCCGCUCUCACGAAGUUGAAGGACGCUCAUGAGGAGGAGAUUGAGCAUUUGAAGAAGAGACAUGAGGAUGAGCUCGCACGCCAACACGAAACCCUAACCGCAACCCACAAAGAAGCAACAAAACACCUAGCAGAAGCCCAUGCAGCCGAACUCGUCACCGUCCUCUCCCGCACCAACGAGCUCACAACUCUCGCCACCCAGAUCCAAUCCCGCGACCAAGCCGUCACCGACCUCCAGAAGAAAGUCGAGACCGACCACGCCUACAGCAUCAAAGAGCGCGAGCUGGCAUUCCAGAACCGCGAGAAGCAGAUCUCGGAGAUGCAGCGGCAUUUCCUCGAUCAGCAGAAGGAGCUGGAUGAGGAGCGGGUGAAGAUCCAGGAAUUGGUGCGGACGAUGGAUGAGAACAUGCAUGCCGCGCAACGACAGCAGUCCGAGGCGUAUAAGCGGUUGAUGAACGAUAAGACGCGGCUGCAGGAGCAGAUGCAGGAUAUGCAGGCGGAGAAACACACGUUGCUCGCGCAUCUUCACACCGACCGUGUGGAAUUGCUCAAGCAGAAGGAGGAAUGGGCGCUGGAGAAGCGGCGGCAGACUCAGCAGCUGGACGGGGAGAGGACCGCGCUUGCGUUGGAGAGAUCUGAGCUGGAGUCGUUGAAGCAUACAUUGCAAGUCCUGCAAUCUGAUCUCGCGACGCACAAACUGCGUGAGGAGGCCCAGCUGCAUGCCGAUAGGAUCGUGUUUGAGCGGGACCAGCAGGCGCUUGUGAAUAAGGCCGCCGUCGUGCAUCGGGAGAUGGCGCAGUUGAGGAGCGAGAGGUGUCUUCUGGAGGCUGAGAAGGGGAAGCUGGGCGUGGAGAGGGAGGUUUUCGAGGUCGGGAGGGAGGAGGCGGAGAGGGUUGUCAGGGAAGUCGGCAAGGUUGGGGAGGUUGCUGUCACGGAGCGACACAAAGCCGAAGAGCUUCUUUCAUCCACAGUCGAAACGCAGCAGUCAUUGGAAGCCGCGUUGGCCAAGAUCCGCAGCGACCAAGCCGCACUCCUCGCACAACAAACAGAAGUCAGGAAAGAGCGACUGGCACUCGCCCAUGAGCGGUACAAAGCGGGCCCGGCAAAAUCCCAUCAGCAGCAGGCCAUUGGGGAGAAAGAUGAGCCGACACUGGUCUUACCUGUUGCGGCGGAUGCAUACGGGCAUAGACAUCUCACACCAAAUGCCCGAGAGGAUAAGCACCAGCCCGCAACACCCGCAUAUGUCUGGGGAAUCACACCAUCAUCCGCGCUGUACACGCUUCCGAAACCGCAAAACCUGCAUGUCAUCGCAGCUCGCGACUUGUUCCGCAAGUUGGAUAGAUUCGUUGGCGGACUGAAGCAGUCCGAGACGUCGCUCGAUAGACAGCUGGCGUAUCUGACGACGGCGAGGCAGGCUCAUCCACAUGUAUAUUGAAGGCGAGAGUGUAUAUAUGAAUAUGGAGUGAAGGACGCAGC
Messenger RNA from Fimicolochytrium jonesii, 3702 nucleotides. RefSeq lists its product as uncharacterized. Bases 56 to 3661 code for a protein of 1201 amino acids. Gene Ontology annotation, cellular component: ciliary basal body; ciliary transition fiber; centriole. The record is from RefSeq and is a predicted model, not a curated record. Gene Ontology annotation, biological process: cilium assembly; establishment of epithelial cell polarity. NCBI's taxonomy places the organism in Eukaryota, Fungi, Chytridiomycota, Chytridiomycetes, Spizellomycetales, Powellomycetaceae. The transcript has 19 exons.